AUGACGUGUGCAGAAUCUGCUUUCACAACUUUAUUUCACAUUUCCCCCUUUUCAGAUACCCCUGGACAUGGCAGUGGCUGGGCUGAAACUCCACGGACAGAUCGGGGAGGUGACUCCAUUGGUGAAACACCUACUCCAGCAACAAGCAAAAGGAAGUCCCGUUGGGAUGAGACACCAUCAAGUCAGAUGGGUGGUAGCACACCAGUACUUACCCCUGGUAAAACACCAAUUGGUACACCAGCCAUGAACAUGGCCACACCCACUCCAGGUCAUUUAAUGAGUAUGACACCAGAGCAGCUUCAGGCCUGGCGUUGGGAGAGAGAAAUUGAUGAAAGAAACAGGCCCCUUUCUGAUGAAGAAUUGGAUGCCAUGUUUCCAGAAGGAUACAAGGUUCUUCCGCCUCCAGCUGGUUAUGUCCCAAUUCGCACACCGGCCCGUAAAUUGACAGCAACUCCAACACCCUUGGGAGGCAUGACCGGGUUUACCAUGCAGACUGAGGACAGAACCUUAAAGAGCGUCAAUGACCAACCUUCAGGCAAUUUACCGUUUCUUAAACCUGAUGACAUUCAGUAUUUUGAUAAAUUGCUGGUUGAUGUUGAUGAAUCAACACUGAGCCCUGAAGAGCAGAAGGAGAGAAAAAUCAUGAAAUUGUUGCUCAAGAUAAAGAAUGGUACACCACCUAUGCGAAAGGCUGCCCUACGCCAGAUUACAGAUAAAGCCCGUGAGUUUGGUGCAGGACCUUUGUUCAACCAGAUCCUUCCUCUUCUGAUGUCACCAACCCUUGAAGAUCAGGAGCGUCACUUGCUUGUUAAAGUUAUCGACAGGAUUCUGUACAAGUUAGAUGACUUAGUUCGACCAUAUGUACAUAAGAUUCUUGUCGUUAUUGAGCCGCUGCUGAUCGAUGAAGACUACUAUGCUAGAGUGGAAGGAAGAGAAAUUAUUUCCAACUUGGCUAAGGCUGCUGGUUUGGCCACUAUGAUUUCCACUAUGCGUCCUGAUAUUGAUAACAUGGAUGAGUAUGUCCGUAACACAACUGCUCGAGCCUUUGCUGUUGUCGCCUCUGCAUUGGGUAUCCCUUCACUGCUGCCAUUCUUGAAGGCUGUGUGUAAGAGCAAGAAGUCCUGGCAGGCUAGGCACACUGGUAUCAAAAUUGUGCAGCAGAUAGCUAUUCUCAUGGGUUGUGCUAUUUUGCCUCAUCUGAGAAGUUUAGUUGAGAUUAUCGAGCAUGGUUUGGUUGAUGAACAACAGAAAGUACGGACCAUCAGUGCUUUGGCUAUUGCUGCAUUGGCUGAGGCUGCCACUCCAUAUGGUAUUGAAUCUUUUGACUCUGUUCUUAAGCCUUUGUGGAAGGGUAUCCGACAGCACAGAGGAAAAGGUCUGGCUGCCUUCUUGAAAGCUAUUGGUUACCUUAUCCCUCUUAUGGAUGCUGAAUAUGCAAACUACUAUACCAGAGAAGUGAUGCUGAUUCUGAUCAGAGAGUUCCAGUCUCCUGAUGAAGAAAUGAAGAAGAUUGUACUGAAGGUGGUGAAGCAAUGCUGUGGCACAGAUGGUGUGGAAGCAAAUUACAUUAAAACAGAAAUCCUUCCUGCCUUCUUCAAGCACUUUUGGCAACACAGAAUGGCCCUUGACAGAAGGAACUAUAGACAGUUAGUUGACACUACUGUAGAGUUGGCAAACAAAGUUGGAGCAGCUGAAAUCAUUUCCCGAAUUGUAGAUGACCUAAAGGAUGAAGCAGAACAGUACCGUAAAAUGGUGAUGGAGACUAUUGAAAAAAUAAUGGGUAACCUUGGAGCAGCAGAUAUAGAUCACAAGCUGGAAGAACAGCUUAUUGAUGGUAUUCUGUAUGCAUUUCAGGAACAAACUACAGAGGACUCUGUUAUGUUGAAUGGCUUUGGCACAGUUGUCAAUGCACUUGGCAAACGGGUAAAACCUUACUUGCCUCAGAUCUGUGGUACAGUUUUGUGGCGUUUGAAUAAUAAAUCUGCAAAAGUCAGACAGCAAGCUGCAGACUUGAUUUCCCGAACAGCAGUUGUAAUGAAGACCUGUCAGGAGGAAAAACUGAUGGGGCACUUGGGCGUUGUGUUGUAUGAGUACUUGGGUGAAGAAUAUCCUGAAGUACUGGGAAGCAUUCUAGGAGCACUUAAAGCAAUUGUGAAUGUAAUAGGAAUGCACAAAAUGACACCACCAAUAAAGGACCUUCUCCCUAGGCUCACACCAAUCUUAAAGAACAGGCAUGAAAAAGUACAGGAAAACUGUAUUGACUUGGUGGGACGUAUUGCAGACAGAGGUGCUGAGUACGUGUCAGCAAGAGAAUGGAUGCGUAUCUGCUUUGAGCUUCUUGAAUUACUGAAGGCACACAAAAAAGCCAUCAGAAGAGCAACAGUAAAUACUUUUGGUUACAUUGCCAAAGCUAUUGGGCCUCAUGAUGUUCUGGCCACACUACUAAACAACCUCAAAGUGCAAGAAAGGCAGAACAGAGUGUGCACUACAGUUGCUAUAGCUAUAGUAGCUGAAACAUGUUCACCAUUCACUGUUCUUCCUGCUCUAAUGAACGAGUACAGAGUUCCUGAACUGAAUGUGCAAAAUGGGGUAUUGAAAUCUCUCUCUUUCCUCUUCGAGUACAUUGGUGAAAUGGGAAAAGACUACAUUUAUGCAGUAACACCGCUGCUUGAAGAUGCUUUAAUGGACAGAGAUUUGGUUCACCGACAGACCGCCAGUGCAGUGGUACAGCAUAUGUCACUUGGCGUGUACGGGUUUGGCUGUGAAGACGCUCUAAACCACUUAUUGAACUAUGUGUGGCCCAAUGUAUUUGAGACUUCGCCUCAUGUUAUUCAGGCAGUUAUGGGAUCACUCGAAGGACUGCGUGUUGCUCUUGGACCAUGCCGAAUGUUACAGUACUGUCUCCAGGGAUUAUUUCAUCCAGCCAGGAAAGUGAGAGACGUAUAUUGGAAGAUCUACAAUUCCAUCUACAUUGGAUCACAGGAUGCACUUAUUGCACAUUAUCCCCGAAUUUAUAAUGAUGAAAGGAACACUUACAUCCGCUAUGAACUUGACUACAUUUUGUAGUCCAGUAUUUUAUUUUUAUUUUUUUUUUUUUUUAAUUUAAUGUUAUGUUUUUGUGGUGAUUUCAUUCAUUCCUUGUGUAAGAUGUUUGUUGGAAAAUAAACAUUUGUAUAUAAAAUGUAUAAAAUGUGA
This is a messenger RNA of Protopterus annectens (West African lungfish), 3195 nucleotides long. RefSeq names its product splicing factor 3b subunit 1 (gene SF3B1). The transcript has 19 exons. NCBI's taxonomy places the organism in Eukaryota, Metazoa, Chordata, Ceratodontiformes, Protopteridae. Bases 1 to 3066 code for a protein of 1021 amino acids. Gene Ontology annotation, cellular component: U12-type spliceosomal complex; U2-type prespliceosome; catalytic step 2 spliceosome. Gene Ontology annotation, biological process: spliceosomal complex assembly. The record is from RefSeq and is a predicted model, not a curated record. Gene Ontology annotation, molecular function: mRNA binding.